AUGAGGCGAAGGCAAUGGUCUGAUCUUCCUCCUGAACUUAUCACAGACAUAGCAGAACGUCUAGGCCUACUCGAGGUUGUGAGGUUCCGCAGCAUAUGCCAGGCUUGGAACUCUGCUUCUUCUACAAUUUCAGCUAAAAUUGAAUCUUUACUAAACUAUAAACCUUGGUUUCUACAUUAUGGGUAUGAUUCUGCCCAAUGUCAGUUGGUAACUACUGAGAGUGGUAACAUUACCAUGAAUCUUCCGCAACUGGAUCAAACUACAACUUGCAUUGCAUCGUAUGAAGGAUGGCUUCUUGUAUUUAAACAAGGCGGAUCAAUGUUCUUCUUUCGUCCCUUCUCAAAAACAAAGAUAGACCUUCCCAAUUUCCCAGUCUCAGAACUCACUGACCAUGUUGCAGCAUUUUCAUCUCCUCCCACAUCUCCUGACUGCACAGUUUGUGUCAUCAACCGCAGUACUAGCAAUGACAAUGAGUUGGAGCUUAAUCUACUUUGUCGUGGAGGAGGCAAUGGAUGGAUCCAACACAAGCUUGACUGUCCGCGAUUCUCCAUUGAUACAAUCAAAUGUGCUGCUUAUAGCAAACUAGGAGAAUUCUCCUUUUUGGACCAUGGUGAUAACAAACUCAAGUUAUCAGUUACACACAACAGAGAAAUUUGCUGGAAGAAUAAUAAAGUAGUUGAGGCGAAAGAUGACUUACCAGGAAAUUUUUAUUAUCAGAUGGAAUAUUUCAAGAAAACAGACAUGAUGAACAAGCUGGGGUUAGCAGCUCUUCAUGAGGAUGUUUCGUUUUCUGUUUGCGGAACACAGACAGAGUAUAAUGGUACCGACUAUUUUAUAUAUAAUGAGAUUUAUAGUAUCAGUAAUCAUCAUGAAGAGUCCAAUAGCCCGCGGAAAUUCAAAGGUGUAUGGAUCUACCCGAGAUUCUAUCAAAUCUCUCCAAGAGAGCAGAGUUGGUAA
Messenger RNA from Rosa chinensis, 957 nucleotides. Its product is annotated as F-box protein At4g00893. The transcript has a single exon. Gene Ontology annotation, molecular function: protein binding. Bases 1 to 957 code for a protein of 318 amino acids. The record is from RefSeq and is a predicted model, not a curated record. NCBI's taxonomy places the organism in Eukaryota, Viridiplantae, Streptophyta, Magnoliopsida, Rosales, Rosaceae.